Molecule: messenger RNA, 11105 nt
Organism: Caenorhabditis auriculariae
Lineage: Eukaryota; Metazoa; Nematoda; Chromadorea; Rhabditida; Rhabditidae
Source: the annotation of a GenBank genome assembly
AUGGAGUGGUCUCACGACGACGAGCGCGGCUCAGCCGUUAUCGCUUCAGGUUCUAGUGCUCCAAGCGACGUCACUGAAGUGGCUAGCGCACUUCUGGGUCUUAAUCGAGCUGCACCAGGUAGCUUUACCUUUCACAAAAGAGAAAGAAAUUGAAAGAAGAAAAAAUAUAUGACUUGGUUUUGUAUUGUGGAAAAGUUGUACACUUCUGCUCCAGUAAACACGUCAACAUUUUUUGGUAAGACGGCAUUCAAUUCGAAGAAAAAAAGGGGAAAAGAAGACGGCACGUUAGUCAUUACUUGAGAAACGUUUUGGCGGUGCACCUUUUCUUGCCAAGAAUGUGUGCGUAUGUGUAGGCGGCACGUGGCUCUUCUCUUUCUUUCUUAUUUUUCUGUUAAAUAUUUUUGUAAAAAAAUAUGGGCUUUGGUCCGUUAAAGAGCUCUAUUAGUGUCGGAUUGAUGGACAGAACAAUAUAACUUGAGAAAGUUCAUCCCCCUUUUAAGUGGAACUACGACACUAUAGUAGGAUUCCUGGUACAUUCAGAACCUUAGAAAUUUUCAACAGUGUGAAAAAACUGCCGCUUCUGCGAUCACCAAGUAUUACUCAGAAAAACCCUUUUCUUGUUUUUUUUUUACAUGAGAUAUCGGCUUAUUUUUAGCAAUAUUUGGUCUGAGAUAUUCACUCAAACUCAGGAAAGUUACACCAGAGGCUUCGAUGAAAGUAUAAACAUUUUAUUUAAAUUAAUAACACAGGGAAGUGGUCUUCAAAAAAAGUGUGAACUAUUCUCUUUUCACUACAAAAAGGCACCUAAUGUUUAUUCAUAAGUUUAUGCAUGCGACGUUCUUUUGCAACGGCAACGCGUAAGUCGUUUCUAGUCGGGUAAAAAAAAAGUUGGCACGACUCGAAAUAGUCGCAUUGGAAUUGAUGCACAUCUAGCCACAUGCAACCAGGUUAUUUGAAAUUAUGCUUCUGCUUCAAAAAGUCCUAUCGACACGUAGAAUGAUUCAAAGAGUCUCUGAUGAGAGUUGAACAUUCUCCUACUCACCUUAAAGAUUUUUUAUAGGACCAGGUCAAGCUAAUGAAAUAAAACACGUCUCACUGGCGCUCAAACUUGAUAUUUUGACCAUUGACGUCGUCGGAUUAUUAUUUUUUUGCUGUACUUCCGUCAUAGCGGCUUUUGCAGGAAAAAGUGCGCAGAAGCCUUAUCACAUUAGCCCAAUUUAGGUGGCGCUUACCAACAACAAUCGCCAGGAAUGCUUUUUUUCAGAGAUUUCUGAGAACUUCAUGACCUUUUGACAUGUUCGCUUUGUAUUUUCUUAAGAGUCUUACAAAAUUUUACUUUCAUUCAAAGUUUCUUUGGUGGUUUUGCAAAAGCAGAAAAAAUACAAAAACCAUUUGUUGGACUAGAUGCAGUUCACGCCUUUCCUCAUUAUUCUCACGAUCACUCUUUGAACUGAAAAAAACGUCGAGCUUUUUGGAAUGACCCAUUACGAGAGAGUUUAAAGAAGUACCAAACGAAGUAUCUCUGAAGCCUUUGAUUCAAAAAAAAAGAGUUUCAAAAAAGUAACAGAACGAAGCCCAGCGGUGACCGUAGUAUUUCGGGGAAUGUUCAAAAGCAAUCAAGGCCAAUUGAGAAAUACGCUGAAAAUGUUGUGGAAAUGAAACCUGGCAAGGGAAGUGACUUCACGUACGUGCAGAAGCCUUAGAAAUCACGUUGACGUCGACGCCUUAUCCUAUCAAGCGGCCUUUUUUGCAGGUUCGCUGUUCGCACGAGCCGCCGAGCAGUCAUUCAUGCCGAAUUCGGCACCUCCGAGGAUUCCUAGCGUCGGACAGUCUUCCAUGUUCCAGCCGAAGAUCAACCCCAUCUCAGCUCCGGCUAACAUCCGUCCAGAAGAACAGAACUUCGAUUCGUUUCGGGUGCGUUUUUUAAGCCAUUUCUUGAAGCGAAUCUUUGGGUUAAAAUUUGAACUCGGAACACCGAUAAAUUUCAAUCAAUCUAUUUGUGGAAUAUUAUCUACCAAUUUUAAUUGACAAUAAGCUUUUACCAGAACUUGACAAAUAUAAAAACAAUGAACUGGUUUCCCAAAAAAACUAAAACUUUUCAUUUGUUUCACAAAAAUUUUUUCCACAAUUCAAACUCCUCAAUUCGAGAAAUGAUUUUCCGGAAAAAAAAAACUAAUGGUUUAUUUAUUUGCACUUACUUGCGCUUCAGAUAUUUUUUUCUACAUUACGCAGAUUAGGCAACGUCAAAUGAUAUUUUGAUGAUUUGAAUACGAUUACAUUUCAAAAAUCAACUAAGCUCGGAAAAAAAUCCCUGCCUUCGGCCAAAUCCUAAUCCAAAAAAGAGAAGAAAUCUUUGAUCAAAACAAAAAUCUUCAAAGUUGCAUUUUUUUAAGCUAUUCUGAAAAAUUUUUUUCUUUUUCUUUGUCCUUGUCAAAUGCGAUAGAUUUUUAGAAUUUCCGAUGAAAUUAUUCAAGAAUAACUGGAAAAUAGUCGUUUUGCAGAGGAGCAUGAAUAAUUAAAGCCAAAGUAUUUUCGAAACUUUCUCAUUUGGGAAAGAGUUAAUUUUUUUCAAAAAAAGCUUCCAAAUGCUAAAAUAUAAUUUAUUCUGAAUGAAUAAUUUUUUUCCGUUGCAAAAAAAUAUCAGAAUUCCUUGGCUUACCGUAACUCGAGCUUAAUCAGGAAGCACGACACGUUUUUUCCAGGUCUAAAAUUAAAAACACAAAGGACGAGCGGAAAACCUACAUAAAAGGGUACAAUGGCUUAAUUUUUCGCAUAUUCUCGCUCUUAUUUCUAUCAAACGCAGUCAUUUCGGCUGUCGAAAGAAAUUUGAUAGGCAAAUGUCCAGGGCGCGAAAAAUUCCUCUUUUUCGUCUGAAUAUCGCGUUUUUUUCGCUUUUUGGAGGUCCGUAAUGACGUUGGCGAACAUAUCUGCUUUCAGUAGAGCCGUUUGAAUAGUUUCGGUGAAAAAAAGUGGCCGAAAAAUCAUCGCGUGUUUAAAAGAGUUGAAGAGACCACCUCGACUCUGUUUAGGCUUGUUAUUUUUUUCGAACAUUCACUAGAAAGAGAGGCAAAAACACCGGCAUUGUGUUGUAUGAAUCCGUGUGUGAUUACAAACGCUUGCAAAAAAGUGUCUGCCGGUGUGAAUACUCUAAUUCCGGAAAUCGCGCCUCUGUAUUGAGCUUCUCUAUCCAUUUAACCCAAAUUUCAUGCCGACACUUCCGGCUCAAUCUUAAUUCUUCAUGAACUUUGUUUGAGCUCAGUUUUGAAAAAUUUUCGUGGAGAUUUUUUCCGGUUUUUCUGACUAUCCAUUCUAUCUCAGCUUUUUGAGUUUGAUUAGGUUUGAAAUCUGAAUUUCACAAAAAAUUCUUUCCAACCUUUAUUUUCUAAGCUCCAGUCAAGAAGUUUUUUUUUCAGAGACCUCAGAUACGAUAAAAAAGAACUCCGUUAUGCUCAAAUUAUUCCUUUUCUACAACUCGAAAAAAUUCAUUCAUGCACCGUGAAACUAUCAACUUGCGCAAAUCGUUUUUUUUUUCAUAGACUAUAGGCUUCAAGCUCAAAAUAGUCAACAAAAGCCGAAAAAAGACAACUUCGAGAAACAACUUUCUCUUUUAACUUCAACCUGAAGCUUGAAAAUAUAGUUCUUCAUCCCCCUUUUUGCCAUAAUUGGUUAAUAUAUUCAGCUCAAAGCCGAGAAUUGGAGAUAUUUGGUCUGUUAGCUAACUUUAAUUUUAUAACCACAACUUCUGGACCGCCUGUCGAGCUUAGGGCGUGUAUCAAGCAGCAAAUCUUCAGAUUAGUUACAUCCCCAUAAACUGUUCUAGUAUCUUCCAUGUUAUCUCCAACGCCUCUCAAACUAUUCAAUCCCUUUCAAUCCUUCCGACCUCCACUUCUAUUUCAUAAUUUUUGGCUAGCCUGGUCGACUUGGUCUUUGUACGCUCUAGACAAAUAAAAAACGGCAAAAACUUUGCGAGGGGCAUUUUUUCAAAUCAAUAGGUUGAUUUACAACUGUUCAAACAGUUUCAAAAUGCCAAUUUUUUGCCCAAAACUGUUCGUGGACUUCAUUUAUCUUUCUUUUUUAUUGGAAAUUGUGGAAAAGUCUCAUUACAGGCCGAGCGAGCUCAACAAGCGUUCCUCACAAUGAGCAACCUGCGUUUCGACAACGCGUACGCGCAGAUGCAGCAGCUUCUGCCAUCUCUGAUGCCGCCGCCAGGGGCCAGAAGACGUUUGGAUGACGUCACUUCGGUCUCUUCAACUUCAACUCAUCCGUUCGGCUCUCCGAUUCUCUCUCAGAACAACCUCUUCCAACUGAACCCGGCAAUCUUGUCACACAUCACGGCGCCUCUUCUCCAGCAGCAGGUACUUCAAACUUUCCAGAUAACAAGAAAAAAGAAGUACCUUAUGAGUUCAUCAUACGAACUAAGUCCGAAAAAUUAUUUUUUUAACUCUUCCCAUCAGAGAGCCAAAGAGGCUUAUUUUUUUAUUAAAAAUUACAUUUCUUUCAAUGAGAAAAAUAAUUAGAGUAAAGGGUGUUUUGUUGAAAGUUUUUUUGUGCUUCAAAGAAUUUUACAAGAGAUAAUUUACCAUUGUAAAAACCUUCAUCCUUCUAAUCUGACUUCGAUGAUGUCCUUACAGGCUCAAAUUCUUCAACAACAGUUGGCAGCCCAACAGCAGGCCAACAAUAAUAACAUCAAAGCCUUGAAAAAAGAGCCUGAGGAGGAGGAGGAAGUUCGCCGAUCUGAGGGCGAAGAAGCUGAACAGGAGCAGGAAGACGAGGAUGACAGUUAGUUGACUCAUCUAACGAAUAAAUUUACUGAGCUUUUUUAUUCUUAGUUAUGAGUUAGAAAAAGAACUUAACUUUAAAGUUCCAGUAAAGUAUUUAGUGGGACUACGGCUUGAGUUUUCGGGAAAAUUCGCUUUCUAGGUACCGAGGUAUGAAUAAGAGGAGCCAAAGAUCUCUUUUCUUUCUGCCUCAUUUUCUGUCAAAAACACGCAAAGUACAAUUUAGAGUCAGACCCACUCAAAAAAAAAAAAAGCAGCUCAAAAAGCGGGUCACUACAAAAACAUGUUAUGAAAGGAAACGGUCGCGAUUUACAGACGUGAGCGUGUGUCAAAAAAUGGAAGAACCUGACGAUGAUGACGAUUCGACCAAUGGAAAUGCGGGCGCUGGCGCCUCUUCCUCCUCCAGUAAUCCACACGGGUCUAGCUCAAGUGCGUGCAAAACUUGAAAAAAAAGCAUAACUUUCGCCGAAAAAAACAAAAAAAGAAAACAAAAUGGAAACGGAUCGUGUAAAUUUUGCUCUUUUGUCUGUCAUAAAAAGAUAGUAUCCGAUUAAAGCUUUGUAAAAAAUGUAAAAAAAUGACUGUAUGUAGUUUGAUCACGAAACCACCGGAUAAUGUUUUUUUCGGCAGUGUAAUAAGGUUUUCGCACUUCUCUACGCAAUCUGGCAGUCAAUAAAAACUUAAUAAAUAGAAUUUUUGUUCACAAAAUUGAAGACAAUCGAUCGAUAUCCAGUUUCUACAAUUAGUUUUGUUGUACAAAAACAGUUCGAAAAAUAUUUGAAUUCUAUUUAGAACUAGUUUUAAAAAGUCCAAAAAAAUUGAAAUAUUAAUUUUUGAGAAGUGAUAAAACCACAAGGAAAGAAAGAAAAAAAUAAUUUUGUAAAGUUUAAGCAUUUUUGACCCUUAGUUUAAAAAUCCCUUUCUCUUUUUCUUAGAAUUUAAGAGAAAGAACUUUUUUUAAUCUGUCCAAAAGCGCAUCUUUUAUUCAUUGACGCUCUUAGUACAGAUUAAAGUUUUAGAUUUUCAAAUUAAUGGAGGAAGUGGCGGAUCGUCGAGUGGAGGCGUGACUUCCUCCGGUGCUGGGAAUCCGACCACGCCCGGCGAUAAAAUGGGUAAGUUUCCAAAAUUAGGCUUAAUUUCUUAGAAAGUUACCAAGUUUAAAAUAAGGCCUAAAGUUCUGAUAACUCAGUUUGUGUAUAUUUUGGGUAGGACUUUUCAUUAAAGUGACCUUGUGGACAUCAAAACUGAAAAAUAUCAAAACUCACUUCGAAAUUGUUCAAAAAUGAUUUAUCCAGCCGCUACCGAAAUCAGCCACGAGCUGCGCAUCCAAACUCAAGGCUUAAUGUCCUACGACCAGCUUAUGUCAUCUCAACAGGUUUGCAAUACUCACUCGGACUUUUUAAAUGAAGUAUUAUCUCAGAACACCAACACAACGAUAAGCUCCGAUCUGCAGCUCACAAACAAUGUUUUUGGUGGGUUCUUUGUCAUAUUGGAGUCUAUCCGUCUAUUGCGCACUUUUUCAUAUUUCGCAAUCAUGAAUGACUACAUUUCGUAGAUGAUAACAUGUGCUUUUCAAUUCAAAUUGACGCGGGCUACAACCCGGUUUGAGGGUGGAUAAAAGCUAGUAGAAAUUGCAGCUGAGCCGAAGUUUGACCUACUUGGAGGACAACAAAGCAAACCGGCGAUGGCUACGAGUUCGGCGUCUUCCAGAGAUCCUAAUUCGCUCAUGGCAACUCUUGGGAUCGAGAAAGACAACGUUGGCAAGAAGAAGAGCAAGGCUCGCAAUACGGUUAGUUCAAAGUUUUAGUUAAAUAUUUGUAAGAUGUACAAUGAAUCUUGCCUGCAGUCGGUUUGCCACAGUGUUUUGUAAAAUAAAAAAAAAACCUCUGCACUGCGACUGAGAAUUGGGGAUUUUGCGUUUUUCGGAUUCAUAAAUGCUUCAUAGGGAUCUUGAUCCCUCACCUGAACUUAUUCACGUAACAGAAAGGAUGAAAAAGCUUGCUCCUAUCCUUAGAUGUUGCAAAAAAAGUAUUGUGAAAUGAAAAGUGAACAAGUUAUGUUCAGAACCCUGACCACAUCCGUCGUCCUAUGAACGCCUUCAUGAUAUUCUCGAAGCGUCAUCGUCCACUUGUUCACCAGAAAUAUCCAAACCGAGACAAUCGCACCGUCUCUAAAAUCCUCGGUGAAUGGUGGUACGCUCUGGGAACCGACGAGAAGGCUGAAUAUCACAAGCUUGCGACUCAGGUUCGCCUAAACGCCGAAAAAACAAAUUCACUUUCCAAAUUCAAGGUAAAGGAAGCUCACUUCAAAGCGCACCCAGAAUGGAAAUGGAGCAACAAGGAGAAGAAGAGGACCGACUCUACCGCUUCAACUCCAGCCGUUUGCACUCCGAACAAGUCUACGGUAGUUUGAGAAAAAGUUUCCAAGAAACAAGAGUUUUUUCUCAGGUUUUCGAUUUCGAAAUGGGAAAUGCGGACGAUUUGGCUCGGGCCUGUAUGGACGGAUCUGCUCUUUUGAGCCCAAUCACUCCGUUGACUCCGAUGACUCCAAUGACUCCAGUGGUGAGAAAAUCUAAACUUUAUUCCUUCGAAAAAUUAAAUGCACUCAGCUCAAUGAAAAAUGUCUACAAGAUUUGAAAAAACAAAAUUCAGACCGGUUUCCGUCCAUUCAUCCGACCGGAACAACAGGCCGCUGGUCUCCGCGCUUCUCCCGGAGAUUUCGGCGCUUCGAUGGGUCUUCCAAGCCCGGCUCUUGUCAACGGCCUCUCGGCCUUCUUGCCUCCCAACGUCGGCCUUCCUUCGUCUUCUCAGCUCAAUGCUGCUUUCGAUGUCAAUGCACUUCACAGAGCUACCCUAACUGCACAGGUUGGUCGUUUUUUAGCGAAUAAAAAAGAUGCAUGGCUAUUUGGGAAUGCUUGACUCGCAAAUCUGAAAAGAGAUUGGAAGAGAGAAGAUGUUCUUGUGCAUGUUUGAUUUUUCAAAUUCUUGAUAUUCUCGAAAAAAACUGCUCCAUUGGUCAGAGAAAGACCGAAUGGUUGAGAAAAUUGGCAAAAUCGAAUGUUCUUAAAAUAAGAGGCCAAGCAACAUGAGCACCUGCACAUGGAUAUUCAAAAAACUUGAAAAGUCAACGAAGCUAUUAAUAAAAAGGCCAAAAUUAUUUUCAUUAACAACUAUGGGAAAAUGUUUGGUGUAUAGCGUUGGAUUUCGAACCAUUUUCUGAGUUAAGAAAGUUUUUUUGUGUAUGCCGUUGCCCACCCCCAAUGGAAAUAACGCUUUAACCUUGCUUCCUGUAGCUGUCCAACCUGCUCGUCUCGUCCGCAAUGGGGUUUUCAACGCAAUCGCCAGCUCAAAACGUCCUCCCAGCUGAUUUUACGGCUUCGAACCCAAUGUUUCACCGUUCUCCGCAACCGAUGCUUCAGCCUAGUCGUGUGAUGGUCAGUACUACGCUUCGCCUAAUAUGGAAGGUCCUCGAACCCGGAGCUUUGUAAUUCGCAGAUUUGGCUGAAAAUUCUUUACUGAAUCUGAAGGAGCUUUCUGAAACUAGGAAUUUUUUGAAUUAUGAGAAUAAACGCGUAAAAACCCCAAUGCGAUGAAAAAUGAGCUCUGAAAAACUAUUUUUGAAAAAUGAGUAGUUCUACAAAGCUGUAUAGAACUAUACUCACUCCAUCAGAGGAAAUUUUGGCCUUUUUUGGAAUUUCCAAGGUUCCGCGUAGAUUUCGCCUUCCUGAAAAGUUUUUCUGAGUUGAUUCUCCCAAAACUUGCUGUGUUAGAAGCCAGAUUUUUUCAACAACAAAACGGCUUGAUUUGACAUUUUAACAACACCGGAGUGACAAUUACAGCCGAACUACACCAACUUCUUCGAACAACAGGCGGCGAUUGCCAACGCAAUCCACGCCUUGUCGCCUCACAGCCAUUUGAUGCCUGUGAACCGCGUCGCGCCGAUCUGCUCCUUGUUGACAAAUGUGAAUUUUUGACCCCCCAUCGCUAAUCGACUAACCUGAUAUUUAUGUUAUCAAAGUUUAUGGAAAUUCAGCAAAGAAAAAUCAAGAUGAAAAGAUUUUCUAAAAAGUAUAAAAAUCGUAAGAAGUACUUUGAAUUAAUGCAAGAGAGUGGACAAAAAAAACUUGAGAAUUAACUCAUAAAAGUGAGUUUGAAAAACUCCGAUUAGAAAACCAAAAAAAAGCGCAGCCAGAACGCCUCUUUGGUUUUGAGAAAUGCUUUUUAUCUGCCCAAAAGUCUGCGCUCUCUUAACUCUACCUUCCCUUUUUUACCGCACCUAUAUUUUCUUUGACAUCACAGGUAGAGAAAAUAAGAAUACAGAAACAUCAAUUUUUCUCAAAAAAAAAUUUAACGAUCAAGUUACUUUUUAUUACUUUAUUUGAAAACCGAAAGUUUGAAGAAAACUUGAGUUUCUUGAACUAACUGUUCAAACUCUUUCAAACCUGAAAACUUCAUUUCUGAGCUGAAUAUCUAUAAACCCAAUUUUUUUGUUCAUUUAUUUUGAUUUCUUUUUAGUUACUUACCCUUCUUUUUCAGACGACUCCACUGACCAGACCUUUGCCCAGCGAAGAAACACAAUCUCAUCCAUCAAAAGUAUGCCCGAGAAUGUUCUAACAUGUAAAUAUAAUAAAAUUUUGAAGAGCUUGGGAAACACGAUUGAAGAAGAGCAAGUUGGAAUUCCGCUGUUGCAAAAGAGAAUGGAGAGCAUUUCGGUUUCGUCGGAGCAAGAGUAUGUUGGCGAAAGAAGGAGCUUGAAAUAAUUCGAUUAUUAAAGGGUUGAUGUGGAGGAUGAAGCUGAGGAAACGACGGAUUUGGAUGUCUCGAGUAUCGAUGAGGAGCCAGAAGAUACUCUGGCGCAAAAGCCAUUCAUUCUGCAGCCCACACCAGCUCAGCUUGGAAUGGCUCGAGGUCGGUGAAACUGUGAACUUCUCAGAAAAAAUGUUGAACUUCAGGCAAAAAACGAGUGACGUCAUCUGUGUCGAUGGAGAUUGACGUGGAGACUGUCGACUCGGUGACCGAUGAACCGACUCCGAAGCUUUUCAAAAGAGAUGAUGCUACCAUGGAUAGGUAGAGAUAAUCAACUUGAUGAAAAAAUGGUGGUGUUUGGAAUGGCUAGAGAAAGUUGAAAAGAAGUUUUAUUCUAGCUUUGCGUCUUUUCAGAGCAAUCACAAUUCUAAAGAAGCAGAAAAAACUUUACUAAUGUAAGACAUAUUUUCAAUUACCAAUAACUUUUUUAGAACAGGAGAAAAUUGAAAUUAUUCAAAUUUCGAAAUAAUUCCUUUUAUCAAAAAGUUCGGAUUCCUUCAUGAGGAGCAUCUGAUCCAAAAAAAACCCUGAGCCAUUCAAAACUCUGCCAGUUUUGAAAAAAAGUUCAUCCAAUUUGUUUAGACUUCUGGAGGAAGUUGGCUUCACCCAAAAAUUUGCGAUGCUUCCUGAAUUUGUUCCAUCCGCGGAGCUCUCGGUAAGAAUUUCAACAACCUUCUCACUUCGAAAAAUUUCUGCAGACCUCUGUCAGUCUGCCAGCCACUCCAAUGUACAUGGCUCGCACCAUGUCGGUUCCUCAAUCGGCACUUCCAACCGUUGGAGAAGUAUCACCCUCUUCAGCUUCUUUCCAGUCUCCGCUAUCCAAUCCUGGCACAGCUCCGCCGCAUGUUUUUUUUGGGGCCAAUUUCAAUCCUGAAGUUGUCUUCGAACAAGUGAGUUCGAUCUCUUUUAGUUGUUCGAAAAAAUCACCCCAAAUCUUCUCUUUUUUUCAUUUCAAAGUACAUUUUUUGCAGUCGGCCCCAAUGACUCCUGUUCCUCACGCGAGUGAGAAAGGUUCUAACAAGAAACUUCUCGAAAUUCGUCGCCUUUUCGUGACCAAAUUCUUGAAAGACGUCGGCUUGUUCCCAACAAGUAUUAUCGAAUUCUGUGUCGAAACUGAACAUUUAUUUUUUAGCUUUGGAGACGCACUCAUUCCAGCAGCGUAAUAAGACCAUUUUCCCAACAAAAGGCUGUCUCGUGCUCAAGAUCCGUGAAGUCCGACAGCGUAUGAUGGCCGCUAUCAAAGAAGCUGCUUUGAAUGGGAUCACCGAUGCUGGAAUGACUAAGGGUUAGUUGAACAAACUACUUUUGAUAAUCUUUGAAGAAGAAUGGACGGAUUUCAUAAAAAUCUCGGGAAUAUAUUUAUUUUUUCUUAAGUCAGUCCCUCCGUAAAAGCUUCCGCAAAACUCUUCGGCCAAACUUAUUAUUUUUACAAUUGACAAAAGAUAUGAUUUCAGGUGGCAGAAGAAGACUUCCAAAAAUCAAAAUCACUGCUGCAGUUGGCCCUUCGUCAACUUCAGCCUAA